Molecule: messenger RNA, 3147 nt
Organism: Boeremia exigua
Lineage: Eukaryota; Fungi; Ascomycota; Dothideomycetes; Pleosporales; Didymellaceae
Exons: 2
Coding region: 143-2986 (947 amino acids)
Source: RefSeq, a predicted model, not a curated record
UCAUCCUUUCGCUCCCACCUUUCACCUUUCACUUCCAUUUGCGUCACCCUGGCAACUGACUAGCACCGCCCUCUCAAAACCAUAAACCGAAGCCACUUAUAUCCGGUGGUCAACACCACCGUAGGUAGCGCACCAACACGCGAUGCCUUUGCUCAAGGAUCUGAACUGCUCCAUCGAGCUCUCGGGCGAACCAGAACCGCUGCAAGAGCUCGGAACAGUCUACGGCGAUGCCUGCGUCGAAACUUUCAUCCCUGUGCCCAAGAAGCAGCAAGCUUUCACAGUCCACCUCUCAUCAAAUAACUUCAUCGCGCCAGGCAUCGCCAUGUACGUGUUCAUCGAUGGCAUCUACCAGUGCAACCGCAACAGGCAAGACAUGAAGCUUCGAACGCCUCCGGAUCGCCGCUCGCUCGUCGACUUCAGGGUUAGACAGAAGGAAGAGAUGCAGAAGGACGGUUCGAUGAUCGCGCGGGAAUGGACAUUUGAGAAGCUCGAUCACGCUUUAGCGGAUAGCGCACCAAACUCAUGUUCACCAAACGUUCUCGAGAAUAUUGGCUGCAUCGAAGUUGUGGUCCUGCGUUGCGCUGGCACGCGUAACGCAAAGACUGCGGCAAACAUGAAUAUGGACGGUGCUGCUGACUAUUUUGACUAUUUCUUCGAUCGCAAUAGCAAGUCUCGAACAUCAGCCAAAGACGAUCAAGAACCCCCUGCCAACCCGCUGCAAUCAAAGCUAGCCUACCGAUUGCCUUAUGCGGAGACGGUGCGCAGCCGUGGACAAACAGAGAAAGACAACUCACGAUAUUCCGAGCCCGUAAGCCCACGUACACGAACUUACCGCGAUAUCCCAGCUCCAGCAUUCCAGUAUGGUAGCGGACCUCUUCCACCGCGGUCACGCACAGAGAUUCAGAAAGGAGUCGUGCCUGAUAGCACGUCAAGGACUGCUCCUGCGGUCGGCCCAGAUAUGCUCGGGAAGAUCGUUGCAGAUGCUGUCAAGCGUGGGGUCGAAGAAUCGAGGAAAGAAGACAAAGGUCGACCUGACAAACAACCGUAUGACGAUGGUUGGGAGAGCUCCAGCCAAGUCCCUGGAGCAUGGCCGACAUCCCCCAGUCGUGUAUCGAAGCUUCGAACGCACAAGUCAGCUCCUUCCAAGCGCCACAACCAUAAAACUGGCCUAGACGACGAAGAUUCAAUUUGGGAACAGCAAUCAAGAACCACCAAGCACCGCUCGAGUCGAGGCAAAGCGGACACGCAUGUAACUUGGGGUGAGGAGCCGAACUGGGGCAAGCAGCCUACAGCCGAUGGGUGGGACAACAAGGAUGAUGAUACUUGGGAUACGGAUGAGACAUGGUCGAACAAGCAGUCUGAUGGGUGGGAAGAAGCUCGUCGACGACCAAAGUUCAGGUCUCACACGAUCCGCGAUCCUUCUCCUCGCUUGGCAUCUCAAGUGUCGAACCGUACAUUUGAGCGUCGACGAUCAAGGCAAGGCCGCUCUCAAUCCAGGGCCCGUUCCCACUGGGAUGACGACGCAAAGUCAUCUUCAGAAGACAACGACGGGUGGACUCGCAUCAAGCCACCAUCAGAUUCGUCCACGUCUCUCGAAAGAUCAGACUCAACAAUCAAGCCCUCGCACUCUCGUAGCCAGGUGCAACCGUCAAGGAGCAGAUCUACCCGACGCAGCCGCGCCGGUCAUGAGCGGAGGCUGUCACAGCUCACCGAGAAAACGCAGUGGUACCCUGAGAGCGUACACUAUGCCCGACCGCCGUCUGUCCUGGUGACGAACGCGCCUACGAUAGUCUCCACGCCGGUUCCAAAAGUCCUAACGGGCGUCCGAUCAAGAAUUCCAAGUGCAUAUAUUCAGCCAGCUGCGUCAAUCACGGCACCGCCACCAACAUGGGGAUGCGCGUCCGAAGGGCAACGCAAGCACAGCACCACCACAGCUUACUUGCCUCCUGUCCCGUUUAGCUCUGUGGGUGAAGCUCUUCGACAGAGCCGUACAUCAAGUGGUUCAUCAUCGUGGGGCGUUACGAACAAGAAGGCGUCAAAGAAGCUUAGAAAUGAGAAGCUGCAGAUGACUUCUUGGGGCAAGAACGAUCAGUCUGCUAAGACGAAGAAUGCUUGGGGAGAUACUGAGCGGAAGGCCAAGGCGAAAGGCUGGAGAGACAGCAAGGCUAUUGAGCAAAGCGAUGACAGCUGGAACGCAGACAAGAAGGGCAAUGACGGAUGGGGCGUCUCAAACGAGGCAAAAGAAGCGACAUUCGACAGCUGGAGCACAGACAAAGCAGUCGGCAGCUGGAACACGACCAACAGACCCAGCUGGGACCAAAACAACGCAAAGCAGGACAAGACCGACGCCUCCCAGGGCACCAACGGCUGGGGCUUCGCACCAAACACAAACACAGCAGGGAACCCCACCGCCGCCACCCCCGAUCGACCACCCAAAACCCCCUCCCACCGUCACACCUCCAAAUCCCUCUCCAAAUAUCGCCAGCUCUCGACCCCACGCGCCCACAACGCACACCUCGCCUUCCCCCCCUCGCCCCCCAAAACGACUCUCCACCCCUCCCACACCUCAUCCGCCGGAAACGAACCCCCCAGCGUGCCUCCGCAGACCCCGCACCCCAUUCCUCUCUCCACUGCGGCGCUCAAGGGCGUCCAGCACCAGGUCCUUGCGGGCCGGGGCACGGCGUACGGGCACGCGGUCAGUCGGCCCAAGUACGUCGAUGGGCUGGAGAAGCCGUAUGCGGUGUUUCGGUUCAAGUACCGGGGGCGGGAUGUGCUGAGGGGGAUGUUCGGUGAGGAAUGUUCGAAAGGGGAGGGUAAGAGUGAGGAGGGUGCGGGACUUGAGGGGUUGGAGGGGUUGUCGAGGGAGGAGUUGGUCAGGCGGUUGGCUGUUUUGGAGGGGAGGGUGGCUGGGAGGAGGGUUUCUGGGGACGAGGGUGGGCGCACAGCUGAGUGGGUUAGGGAGCAUUCGGGGCGUGGCGGGGCAUGAUGCGGGGCAGUUGCGCGAAGGCGUUCAGACGGGAGGAGGCGAAGUGGUGAGGUGGCGAAGUGGUCAGUGAGGCCAAACCCUGCGGUUCAGUACUUGUUCAUUGUGGUAUCAUAGAUCUGCCCCUAUCCCUUCUUUUUCUGGAGACAGCGGGCCUUGCGUCA